AUACUUGUUAACACGCUACUAACGUACGCAGUGCAGCUUUCGCUAUCUGUGGUAAAGUCUAAAUUGUAACCGUGAAGUUGCGAAUCUGUGAUAGAUGGUCACAAUGGUUUGUAUGUGUAUAGAAUCGGUAUCGAGUGUGGAGGGAGGACCUAGAGGAAUAAGACGAAGGCGACUUCGACGCUCGCGACAACGAAGUUCAACGCCGACGAAUGCUGGCCAGACAGGCAGUAAUGCCGGCCCAUGCGACCAAUCAACAAUGAACAGCAAGGAAGGAACACCCGCGAACGACGUUUCCGUGUCUAACAACAGUUCGCAAGGACCUAAGGGCCAAAGAGAACAUCGGUCUCGUCCUCCUCGUAUGCAGCAGAGCAAUAAGCCUAAAGAAGCUCUGGUUAAUGGUACCAGUGGCUAAGCGACCGUUACGUUGUCAUCAAUCGCUACCAACGUUGCCACGUUACACCUGAUGAGCUAUCAACUCCCAGCACGUAACAUGACGCAUACCGACGCAAGGACUACACGAUUAUGGAACGCGACAUGAUUAGUCUACGCUCGUUGUUAAGACUGUUUGCUACCGAUAAGAAUACGACAGUUGUUUAAGAAAUCGUCAUUCUCCUUAAACACAUUUAAGGAUACAUAUUAAUAUCCAUGCAUGGUUUAGUUUAAUGAUGGUAAUUACACUGUCAUGUUUGAUAUACGGAUACAUUCAUUGGGAGAUAGAGGAUAGCAUUUGGUAAGAAGGAUUCCCUGAUUGUGAAACUGUGCCUCAUUUUUAUACCAAGCUCCUAACUUAUGUGGCAGUGCUUCGGAUGUACCGCACGGUAUACCUUAGUCACUCGUUAACAUUUAACGAUUCAAUAUUAGGCUGGAUAAUCGCGGUUCGCGUACGUCAAUUAUCGCUCUGGAUAGGUUUUCAUCUAGAUAUGUCGCUCAGUACUUAGAAAUAAUUCGGUACUUCCAGUAUGUGAUUAUCAUUCCGAUGUCGUUUCGAUAUCGAGUUUAUUUAGUUUAGCUUAAUAGACUCACAUCGGCGAAUGGAGAGAAAUUAUUCAACGAAUUCUUUUCAUGAAUAUUCCAUAAUUGAAAUUAAAGUAAAAAUGUUGGUUAUCCGAUACUUUGUUACUUUAUCUUGACGUAACAUUUUCUCGUUACUUUGAUACGCUAUUGGACACAAAUACUGAAAACCGAAACGAACGCGACAUAACUGAGAUGCAAUUCGAUGCGGUACAAGGAAAAUGGAUUUCCGUUGUUAAUCGUAACAAUGGUAAGUGGCAGCUGUAGGAAAUUCUGAUUCAAAGGUGUUCCCAAUGAUGUUCCUUUCUAUUUACUUGAGGAAAUUGAGUUUUUGAUUUACGAUUAUUAGUAGAGUUAUUUAACAACACUAGAUUUUUAUGUUUCAAUACUGAGUGUUGAUUAAUAGUAUCAUGAUUGCGAAAACGCGAUGUGACCUAUUCAAAUGUUACACGGUCAAAUGUGCACACGGAGUCGGUUUUUAUUUCCGAAUACACUUUUCACGUAAUUUA
Pogonomyrmex barbatus (red harvester ant) is the source of this 1520-nucleotide messenger RNA. It is a transcript of the gene Fmr1, whose product is annotated as synaptic functional regulator FMR1. Gene Ontology annotation, biological process: regulation of translation at presynapse, modulating synaptic transmission; regulation of mRNA stability; animal organ development. The record is from RefSeq and is a predicted model, not a curated record. Gene Ontology annotation, cellular component: neuron projection; cytoplasmic stress granule; nucleus. NCBI's taxonomy places the organism in Eukaryota, Metazoa, Arthropoda, Insecta, Hymenoptera, Formicidae. Gene Ontology annotation, molecular function: mRNA 3'-UTR binding; translation regulator activity.